AGGGCCGGAAAAAUUGUAACUAGUUGGCCUUGAAAACUGGCCCCUGAGGCGUCGCGUAGCGGCGUCUCCAGUCCAAGUUUGCAAAACCAAAACAGCGCAGCUGUGGUCUCAUUGAAUAUAUGGGUAAAAAUAGUGAGUGUCUGUACAAUUUCAAAUGUAGGCAAACUACGUCGUCGAUGACGACGACGUUCAAACUUCAGCAGAAACGCUCCGAUUCAGUUGAUCAGCAAGACGAUCGCCAUCCGUCGCUGGAAUAAGUACUUACACCGAGAGGCGCGCGCGUACGCUAAUCAAUUGCCUUGCCUUGCCGUUUCAAUUUUUUUGCGCGCGCGAUUAGACUUCAGUUCAAGAACAUCUGAGAUGCAGUUGUGCGUCGAAAUAAACGGCUGCAUAGUAGUUUGGCCAGUGAUUGCUUAGAUCGAGAUUACUGUUUGGAAACGGGGCGCGUGCACAGAAUUCUCAACUGACGUGAAGAUCUUUCACAAAAGAGUUUGUUAUUCUUCUGGUGCAUUCGGGGGAUGUGCUCUGCUGAAGUGUUUCUACUGCCGACCUAAAUAUUACUAGUCGUGAAUCUCCAGCGGCGUGUGUGGAAACUUAGCCAUCAUUCGUCGCUCAGCUAUCGUGGUACAUGGCGACCGUCAGAAGGUGGUGGCAAAGGUGUUCCCCCCGUUUCUUCUGUCCGGAUAACGGCUUGACGACGCACCAUCAUCGGCACCAGAUAAGAUAAGACCACGAUGCCACCCCGAUACUUAUCAGUAGUACCAGGCACUUCUGCGGCCCGGUCCAACUGCAGGUAUAGUGCAACCGUUUGGCACCGGACGCUCAUUUCUGCGGAGGAACGCGUUGUCGGUAGUACGUUUACCAAGUCCGGCGAGCGAAAGUGAAGGUGUCCCCCACCUUAAGUGUCCCCUCGUCUUCUCCAGGGGAGGAAGAUUUGGAUUCCAGCAACAGUUUUAUUUGCCAAGUGAAUCACCCUCAUCAGCAACCGCAUUGUGGCAGUGAAAAAAAUACUCCUUUAAUUAGCGACAAUUACAUUUUAAUUCCGAGCGUCGUGAUUUGCGUCGUAGAGCGACGAUUAUAUCGAGAGUGAUUAGACCAGUGAUGGUUCGAGUGAUUCAGUGAUUCAAGAGAAGAAAAACAAGAUGAAGAUCCUAAGAAACGUGCUCAUUCUAGUCGUUUGUCUGGGACUGGUCCUGGCAGCAGAUGAAAAACAAAACUCCAACGACAAAAAGGAAAACGCCUCCACAGAAAAGCCAACCGAAGCUCCUGCCAAAGAUGACAAGAAGGAACCGAAUGCGCUCUGCUCCAGCUGUACCUGUGAUGCUGCUAAGCGAACUUUCAACUGCUCCUCGAUGAAGCUGUACAAGCUGUUCAACAUGACCGAAUGGAGCACCCUCAAUAGCAGCGGAGUGGCCACCGAGAUCAUGCUUCUCGUUCACAACGGAAUAUCCGAAAUUCCGGUGCUACCCAAAUUUGACGUGAAAGUGCUGGAUUUGAGCCACAACAACAUUAGCGCCAUUGCCAAGCGCGCAUUUAUCGAGUUGGACAAACUUGAAUCGCUGGAUCUAUCCUACAAUUUGCUGACGGCUAAGGCUUUGAAGCCGGAGAUUUUCGAAGGCAAAUUCAGCUCGGACGAAUACGAACCGAUGCUGGCAAUGAAAACUCUACGAUUGGCCUACAAUCAGUUGCACGUGUUAGAUUCGGACCUGUUUGAACAUUUUCCUAAUCUGGAAACGCUCAGUCUAGAGGGAAACAUUUUUAAAGUCAUCGAUCAUCAAACCGAAAUCGCUCUUUCGAGUAUCCAUACGCUUAAAUCGCUGGAUCUGAGCUACAUGGAACUUCUUCAGCUUCCGGAGUUUAUUUUUAAAGCUCCACAAGAUUUGGCUUAUUUAAAUCUAACUGGAAACCUUCUGACAACUGUGCCGGAAGCUUUGAGAUUCACCGAAAAGCUGAAGUGGCUCAGCCUUGACGAGAAUCCACUUCAAGAUAUCGAUGGACAGAACGUCUUCCCAACGAUCAGAACCCUGGAAUACCUGUCGAUGUCCUACAUCCAUCCGCUGCGGGUGAUCGGACGGGGAGCCUUCAGCAAGUUGGAAAACCUCAAAGAACUGCACCUUUGCAACAAUGCCCAGCUCACCUAUCUGCACGGGGAAGCAUUCAGCCGUCCGGAUGCGGACAAUCCGGAUCGGAAGGAUUGGCCCCGACUUAAGCAGCUCUACCUGCACAACAACAACCUGAGCGUGCUCGAAUCGCAGCUGCUGGCCCGCUGGGACGACAUGAACCUGAUCGAUCUGCGGAACAACCCCUGGAACUGCGAUUGCGAGAACCAGUGGAUCAUUGAGGCGUUGCUGCCGAUCGUCGAGAAGGCUACCCCGGCCGCUUUGAACAAUAUUGUUUGCGCCUCGCCAAAGCAGAUGGCCGGCCAAUCGAUGGUGGACCUGGAACGCAAACACAGCGUGCUGCGCUGCAAGGACAAGUACGGCAACAACCCCGCAAACGACGGAGCCCUGCUGAUUGGGCUGCUGAUCGGAAUCCUGGCCGGCAUCCCGCUAACGGCGGCCACCAUCCUGAUCUACAAACGAGGCUGCUUCGGAUGGGGCCGGCGCAGUCCGGCCGACUAUUCGCGGGCCUUCUACAGCCGGACCACCAACGGCGAUGAUUUUUAAGAAGCACUUUUACCAAAAACUUGAAAAAAAGGAACACAAAACAAUGACAUUUUGUUGUAUUAUUCUGUUUGUUUUUUUUUAUAUGAUAAUUUUUUCUAUCCUCCCAGUGUGCCAUAUCAGCGAGUUGAUCGAUUGGUGUUGAACUUUUUAGUCAGUAAGAUAAAAAAAACACGAAUGACUUUGAAUAAAAUUUAAGAAAUAAAGGGAUUGUUUCUCUAUGAAGCAAUUGACAGCUAAAGAUUAAA
Messenger RNA from Uranotaenia lowii, 2911 nucleotides. RefSeq names its product leucine-rich repeat-containing protein 70. Bases 1143 to 2666 code for a protein of 507 amino acids. The transcript has 5 exons. Gene Ontology annotation, cellular component: extracellular matrix. Lineage: Eukaryota; Metazoa; Arthropoda; Insecta; Diptera; Culicidae. Gene Ontology annotation, molecular function: protein binding. The record is from RefSeq and is a predicted model, not a curated record.